GUGUGCGUAAGCCAGCAAGGACAGACACUGUCUACUGCAAUGGGGCAGACAUAGACAGACAGCCUGAUGACUCUAGAAGCAGGAACCAGGGACAGGCAGGGAGACUCACUGACCUUCGCUCUCUCAAGGGCAGGACCGAGAGACAGAGAGAGAUGCCAGUCCUCUGAGAUGAAGGACAGGACUCCUUCAGGGAAAGGGGAAAAGAAACGCACACACACAAAAGGCUAUAAUUCAGAUGUUAUUAAUUCAUCGGUGGCUGUGCCCUGCUGCAGCUUUUUGGGGGUGGUCACCUUUCUCGCUGAGUGCAACACCAUUAUUUCAUGUAGGGGGGGGUGACCUACUAAAGCCUACUGUUUCAGUGCAACCUCUUUAGGCUGCUGUUGAAGUCGAGCCAUAGUCAAACAAACAAGUCCCUUAUGACAAUUCCUGCGAGAAGGUCGGUGAAACACCCCAAACCGCACACAGCUACCAUGAGAAAGGACCUGUGUUGUCAUUGGGUCAUAUAGUUUUGGCAAGCGAUGCAGUGAUGUGCAGAUUUCAGCCUUUCAUCGAUCACAAAGGCGUAUUUUUAGGACAGAGGAGACUGAUUUCACCCAGCUGCCUGUCGUUGGCUCCCGAUGACUCACUGUGCUGUUUGUCUCUGUGUUUUAUAACAAUAAGCAAACGUGGGGCUGUAACCUGCUCUAGUGGUGCUGGGUGCUGAAUUGUGGCGGUGGACUGGGGAAUGUGCUGAAUAGUAUAGAAUGUGUAUCCUCACAGAGGUCACGCAUGGCCAGCAUGCUCUAUGCACCAUACGGGCUGACACUGGCUAAUGUCUUGUCUGCUUUCUCUUUAAGACACAUGCACACACACACACACACACACACAGGAUACCACACAGUCGUAGACACGCAUGCAAUACACGCACGCACACAACCCGGGAGUAAUGAGGAAAGCCCCCAGAGUUGUGUCCUACAUGAAGCGUUGAGAAAAAGAAAAAAAAGAAACUUUAAAAAAAAUUAGCCUUUAAGCAACGCGUGCCUCUUAAUUUGUCCUAACAUUCACACUGUGGCUCCUAUGUGUGAGGCUGCAGCACGCAGACACAGGCAGAUGCACCAGGAGGGAGAGGAGAGAGAGAAGAGAGAGAGACAGAGUGAGGGAUUGCAGGGGGGGGAGAAAAAGAGAGCAGGAGAGAGGGAGCGAAGGAAGUGCUUGCAGUUCUGCUGAGAGGAACAGAGGAGUGAGGUUACAGCGAUUGAUUGAAUAAAUGCGGUAAAAUCUCUUCCGCUGGCUUGCCAAAAGACAGAGAGGGGGAGAGGCUUAUGAGAUUGAAGGUUAGGAUUGCUGCCGAGAAAGAGAGUGGCACAGAAUAGGAGAGAGAGAGAGAGAGAGAGACGGAGAGGAGAGGAGAGGAGAGGGUGAGUGAGACACUACGAGGGAGGGAAUGGGACCGUGGUGGAGAGAGACAUAAAGAGCUAGCCAGAGGACGGUAUGGAGAAGUAGCAGGCAGGGAGCAAAGAGCUGGGAUAUGCCAGAGAUCUGGGGCCAAGCAGGCGCGAGUGAAGCGAGUGCACUUCAUUAGUUUGAUGGGACGCUAGCUGACUGAUGGACACCUAGAGAGGUAACGCACUCACCUCACCUCAUUGGACGAGGAUGAUGGUCAAUGUCCAACCAAUGGGAUGCUGACCCUGAGCAGAUCUCCAGCAGGUGAUGGGUAACAGCUGUGAUAGAGAGGUGUCAGCGGAGCGCUCGCCCCGGCGCAGGAGCAUCUCCGGCCUCGGCAGCUCCGAGAAGAACAUCUCCAUGGAUGGACCCUCCUCCCCCUUCAAAGUGCCAGGCUUCUUCAGCAAACGCCUCAAAGGAUCCAUCAAGCGGACCAAGAGCCAGACCAAACUGGACCGGAACACCAGCUUCAGACUCCCCUCCCUGCGGCCCACAGACAACGACAGGUCACGGGGCCUACCCAAGCUGAAAGAAUCCAGCUCCCAUGAGUCCCUGCUGAGCCCAGGAAGUGCGGUGGAGGCCUUAGACCUCAGCAUGGAGGAAGACGUGUACAUCAAACCUUUGCACAGCAGCAUUCUGGGACAGGAGUUCUGCUUCGAGGUGACCUACUCGGGUGGGAGCAAGUGCUUCAGCUGUGCCUCAGCCUCAGAGAGGGACAAAUGGAUGGAGAACCUGAAGAGAACAGUGCAGCCCAACAAGGACAACUGUCGGCGGUCUGAGAACGUCCUCCGGCUGUGGAUCAUCGAGGCCAAGGACCUGCCGCCCAAGAAGAAGUACUUCUGCGAGCUGUGCCUGGACGACGUGCUCUACGCCCGCACCACCAGCAAGACCCGCGGCGACUGCCUGUUCUGGGGGGAGCACUUUGAGUUCUCCGGCCUGCCCUCCGUCAAGAGCAUCACUGUGCACAUCUACCGCGACGUGGACAAGAAGAAGAAGAAGGACAAGAACAACUACGUGGGCCUGGUCGUCAUCCCCGUGCUGGGCGUCAUGGGCAGGCAGUUCGUGGAGAAGUGGUACCCGGUCAGCACCCCCACCACCAGCAAAUCCAAAGGCGGAGGCCCCUCCAUCCGCAUCAAGUCCCGCUUCCAGACCAUCACCAUCUUGCCCAUGGAGCAGUACAAGGAGUUUGCCGAGUUUGUGACAAACAACUACACUAUGCUGUGCUCGGUCCUGGAGCCAGUCAUCAGUGUGAAGAACAAGGAGGAGAUGGCCAGCGCGCUGGUGCACAUACUACAGAGUACAGGAAAAGCAAAGGACUUCCUCACGGAUCUUGUGUUGUCCGAGGUGGACCGCUGUGCGGACCAUGACGUUCUGAUUUUCAGGGAAAACACACUGGCUACCAAAGCGAUUGAGGAGUACCUCAAACUAGUGGGCCAGAAGUAUCUGCACGAUGCACUCGGAGAGUUCAUCAGGGCUCUGUACGAAUCGGAUGAGAACUGUGAGGUGGAUCCUGGGAGGUGCACCGGCAGUGAGCUUCCGGAACACCAGAGUAACCUGAAGAUGUGCUGUGAACUCGCCUUCUGCAAGAUCAUCAACUCCUACUGUGUGUUCCCGCGCGAGCUGAAGGAGGUGUUCGCCUCGUGGAAGCAGCACUGCAUGUCCCGGGGGAAGCAGGACAUUAGCCAGCGGCUGAUCAGCGCCUCGCUCUUCCUGCGCUUCCUGUGCCCCGCCAUCAUGUCGCCCUCGCUCUUCAGUCUCAUGCAAGAGUACCCCGACGAGCGCACGUCACGCACGCUCACCCUCAUCGCCAAGGUCAUCCAGAACCUCGCCAACUUCGCCAAAUUUGGAAACAAGGAGGAGUACAUGGCCUUCAUGAACGAUUUCCUGGAACACGAGUGGGCAGGCAUGACGCGGUUCCUGCUGGAGAUCUCCAACCCAGAGACCAUCUCCAACACGCCAGGCUUCGAGGGCUACAUCGACCUGGGCCGCGAGCUGUCCGUGCUGCACUCCCUGCUCUGGGAGGUGGUGUCCCAGCUGGAUAAGGGUGAAAAUUCCUUCCUGCAGGCGACGGUGGCCAAACUGGGCCCCCUGCCCCGUAUCCUUGGCGACAUCGCCCGCUCGCUGUCCAGCCCCACCCCCCUCCAGCAGCAACUGCGCCGCUUCCAAGACCACAGCUCCGCCCACAACAUUAGUGGCAGCGUCUCGUCCGGACUGCAGAGGAUAUUCGAGGACCCGGCGGACAGUGAGGUCAGGAGCGUCAAGUCACCCGUGCAGGAGCACAUGGAGGCAGUGAAUCGGGGGAAGCACCCUCUGCUGGGACAGCAGUCCUCCACCCACAGCAUGAGCUUCUCCGACAAGGACGACCGCGAGCCGCACCUGCCCAAUGGACGCAGCAUCUCGCUCAUGGACCUCCAGGACACCUACCUGCUGCAGAGCGCCCAGGCCCACCUCCCCAUCCACGAGGCCCCGCCCCGGCUAGGCCGCGUGGGCUCCCAGGCCUCCAUCGGCCCCUCCCAUGCCCCUCCGCCGCCUCCCCACCACCUCCACCAACUCCAUCACCACCACCACCACCACCAGCCGCCGCCGCCGCCACAGACGCAGACGCAGCCGCAGCCGAUCGCCCCCCAACCUAAAGCCCUGCAGCAGCGGGACAACCUGCCCCAGAGCGCGCCACAGGUGCGGCGGCCCAUCCACCCCUCCCUCAGCCAGCAGCGCAGCCUGCAGCCGCUCUCCUUCCAGAACCCCGUGUACCACCUCAGCAACUUGCACGCCCACUCCACGCACUCCACCCAUUCCACACGCUCUGCCCAGUCCCUGCACCCGGACUCAAGCUCAGAGAACCUGAGCUCGGGCAGCUCACGCAGCGCCAGCCCCAGCACGGGCGCCCGCGGUGACACGCCCCGUGCCCGCGCGCCUUCCACCAGCAGCCUGGAGGAGGAGCUGCGCCGCAGUGUCCACGGCGACGAGUGUGCCCCGGUGGGGGCAGCCCGCUGGCACCCGCCCCUGUCCGACUCAUUGCCGGGCGCCCAGGCGGUGGCCGUGCCCAGGCAGAGCAGCGCGGGCACCGCCCACAUCGUGAAGGUGGAGCAGCAGUGUCGGGCGGCGGUGGCGGCGGCGGGAGGGAGCGGCGGGGUCCGCACGCCCAGGUCGCUGCCCCACAGCGCCUCACUGCGCAGCAGCAGCAGCGCUAACACGGAGCCCGUCCCCCAGAGCGGAGGCCGCUCCAGACAGCAGUCCACCUGCUCCAGGGAGAGCCCCGUGCCCCCCGUCAGAGGGGCCAGCAGACAGCAGGUUCAGUCCCCAGCAGAGCCAGUCACCAUGUCCCCCGUUGAGAGGACUGCGGCAUGGGUGCUGAACAACGGCCAGUAUGAGGACGAGCAGGAGGAGGGACAGAGCAGAGAGGACGGCAAACACAUUGAGAAGUACGAACAGGAGAUCGCCAAGCUGAAGGAGCGUCUGCGUGUGUCCAGCCGUCGUCUGGAAGAGUACGAGCGGCGCCUGCUGACCCAGGAACAGCAGAUGCAGAAGCUGCUGCUGGAGUACAAGACACGCCUGGAGGACAGCGAGGAGCGCCUGCGCAGACAGCAGGAGGAGAAGGACUGCCAGAUGAAGAGCAUCAUCUGCAGGUUGAUGGCUGUGGAAGAGGAGCUGAAGAGAGAUCAUGCAGAGAUGCAGGCUGUCAUUGAUGCAAAGCAGAAGAUCAUCGACGCACAGGAAAAGAGGAUCAGCUCCCUGGAUGCAGCUAACUCGCGGCUGAUGAGUGCGCUCACCCAGGUGAAGGAGCGCUACAGCAUGCACAACCUCCGCAACGGCCUGUCGCCCACCAACCCCACCAAGCUCUCCAUCACAGAGAACGGAGAGUUCAAGAACAGCAGCUGCUGAUUGGACGGGGUGGACUGUAGCCUGGCACUACAGAUGGGUGCUCUCAGGCAGAUUAGCUGUGCUAACUGGUCACGAUCGCAGACAGAUGAUAUUGAACUUACAAACAAAGCUUCUCUGACUACUAUAAACACACAUCUACAAGGAAUGUCCGGUCAUUCAUGUAAAUAACUUGUAUUAGUGUUGUACAGAAAUGAUACUGGAAAGGGCGAGUUGUUUUGGAUGUGUGUUUGGGGGGGUGAAUUAUCAUACUGAAUUUAGUGAAUUUGUUUUAUAAAUACUUCUAUCCCCAUAUGCAGGUUAAGUAUGCAUUUUAAAUGAGAAUUUAAAGUAUUGUCUAAUUAAAAUAUUAUAUAUUGAGGCGAUGUACAUAUAGAGGGAUUGUUUUAAAAAAUAUGAGGAAAAGCACAGAGAAUUGCUGUAGCUAUGAAGUGUUAUUGACCUAUAAUAGAAAUGGAAAAGAAUAAAAUUAUUCGAAAUAUUGAUGCACUCUGUUUUUUAACCCAGUUUUUCUAUGGUUUCUUUUUUAAGUGUUUUUCUUCUGUCUUUACAAUGGGCCAUUUUAUUUUAUUGACAGAUUUAUUUUAACUGAGUGGUCUAGAAGGGCCAUUACUCUGGUUUUGCCAAUGGAAUGGAUUUUCAAAGUUUGAUUUGGCUAGUUUUAGAACAAACCUGUUUACUACUUUAACAGCAUCUUAUCAGUGCAUAUUCUGAUACAAUUUGUAGCUCAUAUUUUCAUAAUACAUGCAAGUCUCUCUCUCACACACACACACACACACACAGACACACACAUACUCAGUGAAGUCAUUUACCUGCUUCAUUAUUUAUUUGUCCUCAGUACUGUUAAGCCAUGGAGAAUAUGUGUGAAGAUCACUGCCCCUCUGAUUAUGUUAACAUUAAUGUCAGAGACUACUGUUGUAAUGGCACUGUUAUUUUGUGUUUUCACUGUCCUGAUAUGAAGUCCAACCCCACUGAACACAUUUUUUAUAUAUAGCACAGAGACCUAUGCUUGAAUGUCACCAAGAUGACAACAGAUGGUCCAAACAUUGCAUAUUUGUAAGAAGUUUGAAAGUUGUUGGGAAUAAAGAUGGACUUUGGUCUCAUGAA
Messenger RNA from Clupea harengus (Atlantic herring), 6408 nucleotides. RefSeq names its product RAS protein activator like 2 (gene rasal2). The record is from RefSeq and is a predicted model, not a curated record. Lineage: Eukaryota; Metazoa; Chordata; Actinopteri; Clupeiformes; Clupeidae. Gene Ontology annotation, biological process: regulation of GTPase activity.